AUGUAAUUCUAAUUAGUUUAAGAAAUUAAAUAAAAAGAUUGGUGCCAUGCAUUAGCAUUCAAUUAUGAUGAAUCCAUAAUGGCAGGGAGUAUUGAUAAAAGCAUUAAACUAUGGAAAUUUUAAUAAGGAUAAUUGUAGGAUAAUAAUAUAGUCUUAGAUGGUCAUGAAAAUGUGAUUAAAUGUAUUGUAUUCAGUAAAAAAAAUAAUUGGUUUUUCUCUGGAAGUGAAGAUAACACGAUUAGAAGUUGGAAAGAAAAAUAAGGCUGGUUUUCUUCUAAUAAAUGGGAGAGUGUUAAAGCUAUUAAAGCACAUUAAGACUGGGUAAUUUAAUUAAUAUUAAAUGAAUAAAAUAAUGAAUUGAUAUCAUGUAGUGUAGAUAAGACCAUUAAAAUAUGGAGAGUUUCUUAUGAUUCAAAUUCAAUUAAAUUUUUAGAGUCUCUUGAAAUACAUUAAGAAUAAAUAUUAUCAAUUAGUUUAAAUUAAUCUUAAUAAUAAUUAAUUUCUUGGGGAGAAGACAAAUAGGUAAUUUUAUGGGAAAAGAAUUAAUAAUAAAAAUGGUAAUUUAAAAAUAAGAUCUUAUUAUCAAUCCAAGAAAUAAAUAGAGGUGCUAGAUUUCUUAUGGAUAAUUAAAUUAUAUGUAAAACAUCAAAAGGAUAAAUAGAAAACUAUAUUUUAGAAAAAGAUAAAUAUCAACAAAAGCAAGUAUUGGAUUUUAAUGUUGAAAAUCCAGAUUUUAAUCCAUAAGAAUGUUAAAUUAUUUUUAAUAUUUAAACAUAAUUAAUAGUAAUGAAACAUCAUAAAUAUUUUUAUUUUUUUAGAAAUAAUUUGGAUGAAUGUAAAUUUGAAUAAGUUUGCAAACCUUUGGAAUGUCAAAAAGAAGUUUGUUUUUUUAAUAUUACAAAUGAUGGUAAAUACUUAGUUUUGUGGAUUUGGUAUCCUGUAUUAAGAUUUAAAAUAUAUGAAUUGAUUUAUAGUAAUUAGUAUUGA
Paramecium primaurelia is the source of this 987-nucleotide messenger RNA. The record is from the annotation of a GenBank genome assembly. NCBI's taxonomy places the organism in Eukaryota, Ciliophora, Oligohymenophorea, Peniculida, Parameciidae.